AGCGAUGGGCGUGGCUGAUGAGCAGGUUUGUUUUCCCCCUUUCGUAACCCGGAAGUGCAUCGAGCUGAAGUCACAAAGCACCGCGAUCCUUUGCCUUCGAGGAAUGAGUUCAGCCCGAAGAUGGCGGGAGGAUACGGCGUGAUGUCAGAUGAUGAAACCAUCGAUUAUUCCGUCCACGAGGCAUGGAACGAGGCCACAAACGUCUAUUUGAUUGUGAUUCUCGUCAGCUUUGGACUCUUCAUGUAUGCAAGGAAAAAUAAAAGAAAGAUAAUGAGGAUAUUCACGGUUCCUCAUGCAGCGGAGACGUCAUCCGAGACAAACUUCUACGAUGACGUGAAGAAGAUUCGCCUACGCCAACAACUGGAGAUGUAUUGUAUCGCACGGAAACACGAUCAUCACGGUCAAAGUGACAGCGUCCAGCUUACCGUGGAAUGAGGAGAGCUCUGGUCUCGUGUGUUUGUGUGUGUGUGUAUAUAUA
Molecule: messenger RNA, 478 nt
Organism: Spea bombifrons (plains spadefoot toad)
Lineage: Eukaryota; Metazoa; Chordata; Amphibia; Anura; Pelobatidae
Product: small integral membrane protein 19-like
Exons: 4
Coding region: 121-435 (104 amino acids)
Source: RefSeq, a predicted model, not a curated record